Molecule: messenger RNA, 2097 nt
Organism: Plasmodium vivax (malaria parasite P. vivax)
Lineage: Eukaryota; Apicomplexa; Aconoidasida; Haemosporida; Plasmodiidae
Exons: 1
Coding region: 1-2097 (698 amino acids)
Source: RefSeq, a predicted model, not a curated record
AUGAAAAAAUUAAUCGAAAAGGAUGUUAUAAAAAUAAAUUAUCACAACUUUUUAAAUAAAUACAAAACACACACGGGGUGUGAAAGGGAUGCCACUGACAAAGAACUGUACGAACACUUCAUCGUAAAUCCGCUCACUUAUUCCAGACCGAGGGGAUGCUUGCCGAAAGGGUUCAGCCAACGGAAAGAACUCCAACACCUGGAAGGAUUAAACAUUUUUGAAAUUGUCGAUUAUGUCAAUGUGGGGGAGCGGCUGUACAAGUUUGACGAGGCCGACGGGGGGGAAGAUGGCGAAGUGGGGGAAGAUGGGGAAGUGCGGGAAGAAGGCGAAGUGCGGGAAGAAGGCGAAGUGCGGGAAGAAGACGAAGUGCAGGACUCCCCCAACGGCUCGGAGAAGGACUGUGCGGACUCGCCACAUGACGAUCCCCCUAAUAGCAGAAAGAUCAGCCGAUUUGACAAAUUGAAGAAGAAAAACGAAAAAAACGACAACGUAAAGACAACAAAUAAGAUGGACAAGAAUUACCUCCCCAACAAGGGGAAUCCCAAAAGAAGAAUUUUUCGCUUUUUACUCUUCGAUGGGAAUGAUUUUAUUUAUGCCUAUGAGAUGGAGUACAACGAGAAUUUUAACUACCUAGAAAAGUGUCUUUAUAGGUACCCCAAAAUUAUUUUGUAUAAUAAACCCGCCAUUCAACGUGGGACUUUACUGUUAAAGAAAAGUCAGGUGGCCAUCUUAUUUAAGGGGUGCAAAGAGUCCGGAACGGAUGGUGCCCCUUUGGAGGAUGACCAACUGGAAGAAGUGGCCUCCACUACAGGGAACCUCUUCCAUGGGGAGGACAACCAAAAUUGCCAAGUUACCAUAAAAAAGAGAGAAAACCCUAGUAUUAUCAAUUUAGCGGAUGGCCCAACAAAUUACGCUUAUAAGGACCAAAUUGGGAUGCGCCAAAAAAUCCAGUGCAGGGAAAACCAGGAUGGUGACUCCCCCAGGAAAUUCUACUACGUAGAAGACACGGCAAAAAAUGAUUUCCAAUUUAACAGUGCAUACGUCAAAAGGGUGAAUUAUCCCGACGUGGAGGACAGAAGUAAGUCCAACAUAUGUAACAGGAUUAAUCAACACAGCCUUGAUGCGCUUGGCAAGGAUUAUCCCCAUAGCAAAGGGGAACACUCAUGGGAAGGGCGUACUAAUGCGCACUGUGAAGAAACGGAACAUAUACACAGGGUGGGUAGCAACCCGAAUGGAUAUUACAACCGCAACGGUAAGUGGAGCCACCUUCACAAUUGGGAAAAGGUUGACGGGGAUAAUUUUAACAUGGGUGAUGGUAACCACUGGGAGAGACACCCAAGUGAACACACCACCUCCAUGCACGCAAUGCAGAGCAGGAACGGCUUCGAAAAAGAGAGAACCUACUUCUGCAAUAGGGAUAACGAUCGGCAGUACCCCACAAAGUGUAACGACAAUUAUGCGGAAAAGUUUGGUGAAGAUUAUCCACAGAUGAGUGAAUAUAACGAUAAGAAGGAGGGGCCCCUUUAUUGGCCAAAAGAAACGAAGUACAAGCGCGCCAGCAACGAACUGAAAGACACAGGUUAUCAAAGAUUAAGUGAUGCUGUAGGAGGAGACUGGAGUGGCCACCUCAAACAUGGAAGCAAUGGAAACGAAGGAGAUACUAGCCAUUUUAGCAGCCCAUAUGGCAACUUUGGGCGCAUGGCUCAUUACCCCAUGGAUACAAAUGAGUGGGAAAAGAAUAACCGUUUAACAGCGCUUGCAAAGGGGGGGAGCGAAAACUGGAUGAUGGGCAACCGGUUCACAAAAACGCAUUCGCCGAGUCGUGAAAUCCAAAUGGGUGAGGCGCUGCAAAAUGGAGGAAGCACACAUUUAGGGGCGAAAGACCCAGUGGGAAAGUACUCUGCUGGGCUGACGAGCGGCGAAAAUUUCGGCAAAACAGAUCAACGCUACAAUGUCCGCUACAAUGCCAUAAACAGAAAAAAUGACGACGAAUUGAUCGAUUUGACGGAAGGGUUUUUUCAGUCCGAUUUUUUUCACAAGACGCAAGAAUUGGACAGCGUGAAUAAAGGUAGCGAGGUGAUUAUUCUCGAUGACUGA